GUCUAAGGUAGUCUGAGUGGAGAAAGUAAUGAAGAUGGAAGGAGCUGAUGUUGUUGAAUUAUUGAGGACAUUUAUUGAGUAGUGAAUUGAUAGCCGUUUACUCUUCUUGUGGGAACCAUAGAGGACAACGAUACCAGGAAACUGACAGAUAGCAUGCCAGUAGAGGUGACUCCACUGCAGAUGAGGGAACAUGUUGGCUAUGGACCAAGGAGUGGUGGAGGAAUGGCUGUCAGAAUUUAAGACCCUCCCUGACAGUGCUGUGUCCACCUAUGCUGCCUCACUAAAAGACAAAGGUGCCCUGGUCCCCGCACUUUACAAAGUCAUCAGAGAAAACUACAGUGAUUUACUGGAACCAGUGUGUCACCAGUUGUUUGAGUUUUACCGGAGUGGUGAGCCACAGCUGCAGCGUUUCACGCUACAGUUCCUGCCCGAGCUCCUGUGGAGCCUCCUGUCCGUCAGCGCAGCCAGAGACCCCCACACCUCCGGCUGCAUCGAGGCCCUGCUGCUGGGCAUUUACAACCUGGAAAUAGUUGACAAAGAUGGACAAAGUAAAGUGUUAUCUUUUACCGUCCCUUCCCUUUCCAAACCUUCAGUGUACCAUGAGCCUUCAGCCAUCGGCUCCAUGGCCCUCACAGAGGGGGCUCUAGCCAAUCAUGGGCUGAGCAGGGUGGUGUACAGUGGGCCGCACCUGCAGAGAGAGACCUUCACGGCACAGAACAGGUUUGAGGUGCUGACCUUCCUGCUGCUGUGCUACAAUGCUGCUCUCAGCUACAUGACCUCCACCUCCCUCCAGUCCCUCUGCCAGCUCAGCUCCAGGGUGUGUAUAUGCGGUUACCCACGGCAACAGAUGCGGCGCUAUAAAGGCAUUAGCACACGACUGACUGUCACGUCAGAGUUCCUGGUUCAGCUCAUCACGGGCAUACACUACGCCUUGUGUAAUGGGGAAGUUGAGCUGGGAUCCAAAGCACUGGAUGAUGUUCUGUAUCGAGCCCAGCUAGAGUUGUUCCCCGAGGCUCUACUGGUGGGCAAUGCCAUCAAGUCGUCACUGCAUGGCGCAGCACUGAAGAGCAACAACAAGGAGGGUGCACGAAGUAUCCAGGUGGAGAUCACACCCACCUCCUCCAGGAUCUCCCGCAAUGCUGUCACCUCCCUUUCUAUCAGGGGACACCGCUGGAAGAGACACGACGCAGUGGAUCUGGGUUCCCCGGAUGAGCUGAUGGAUAUUUCUGAGGUGGAUGAAGGGGUGUGGCCAGGUGGGGUGGGGCCUGACCUGACCCCACCCACCAUCACUAUCAGCAACAGCGUCACCACAUUGAACCUGGGGGCCAAAGCCAUAAAGAAGUGUCGGCUCGGCGGGCGCGCCAGCAAGGACAAGGAUAAGGACAAGGAGGCGGGCCCACUAACAACAGGCCGGGCUGCCAGUGAGAACACAGAGCUGUCUGUCAAGCGACUGACUCUCACUUCCAGCCAAUCAGUGCCCAAGGCAGGAGCUCUCACCAGCCUGACGCGCACCGCCAGCGCCGUCUUUUCCCGCUCCUUCGAGCAGGUGGCCAGCGGCAACGCCCCUCCCUCCAGCAACCACAACGCCUCCGAAGCUGGUCGCUACUCAUGCAGCCUGCAGGAGGAAGGGCUGGGGUACUUGAGUCCCACGCCAAACCACACGCAGCGCUCUCCCAGCAUCAGCGUGCACCUUGGCUCUGACCUUUGAACCCUCUGUGACUCCUGACUACCUGAACCCUCGCCUCUGAUCCUGUGACCCUGUACCUGUGACCUGGAACUCCAAGCCAUGCCAACUGAAAAAGAACCACAAAGACAUGAGCAAACACUCCCGCUGUUUCCCCCAUCACUCCGUUUCAUACGUCUGUGUGGUGUAAACCAGCCUGCUGUCCUGCUCCAUUCAGACAUCCAGAGCACCAUUAGCUCCCUCUGCUUCUCUCCUCCAGCAGAGUCAACUCCUCUGGGCCUGAUGAAGGCGGGAUGUCAGGGAUACCACUUCCAGCUUCACUGAUUUGAUUUUUUUUUUUUUUUUUUUUUUUUUUUGUAGUGCAUUGUUGCCGUGAAUUCGUGCCAGGACAGAACUGCACUCCCUUGCAGAGCAGCCUGUUGUAAAAUGGGUGCACUUAAAACUCAUUACUAAAAACUGUGUGGAAAAGUAUUUUAAUCGGCAUUUGUUGCCCUGCAUGGCUUUUCCAUACAUCCAUCCUGACCUUGCCCAGGUUUGUCAGAGGGCAGAUGUUGAGUAUGUGUGUGGGCAUGCUUGAGUGUGUGUACUGUAUGUGUGUGUAUGUAUAAUUGUUUUUAGAAUAAAGGCUGCUGAUUGAUACAGUGAACAAGGUAUGAUUCUCCUAGCUGAAACAAGUGUUUCUACUACUUUUUUUAAAAAAAAAUAAUAGAUCCCUUCCCAUAGCAAUACAAAUUUCUCAUUUUCAGUGUUUUCUAUCUUUUGGGAAGAUCACCCAGACACACUUCUCUUUCUUUUACAGCUGUGCUUCUUAACAGAAAGUACUUCCCUUAAAACAGGAAAAAUGACCACUAAAUAAUCCAACAAGAAUCGGUUCUUCAUGUUUACAAUCGCACAGUAUUGUCAUUAUGAUGGAGAAGCAAUAUUUGUGUCCUUCCCCCUCGCUCCUCGAACACCUUCCUGCAUUGUACUUGAUGGCAAAAAUGAAAAUCCAACUUCUGAUAAAUGACGAGGGCGUUACUGAUUUUUUUGGGGGGAUGAUCGGCGUGUAUGAUUUGUUAAGUAUUGAAUUUUGCACUUCAAAGAGCAAAUGAGCUGUGUUUUCAACUUUGAUAUUUUCUUAUAAUGAACAAGAGAGGUGUGACUCUCAACUGUGGUGUUUUCCUCUGAGAUAGAGAGAGAUGCUUUGUUGUUCUGUUCCGAUUCCCAUGACUCUUGCAUCUAGCUACUGUUCCAAAAAUUUUAAAACCCACACGGAUUUACACUCAGCCUACUUGCAGAGAUGUAAAAUAAUUUGAUACCUUCUAGUAAAGAUGUCAGCCUGACCAAAACUGUAAAUGAACCUAUUCCUGUGCUUUCUGCCGUGGGACACCUUUCAGAGCAAGAAGGCAUCUUCUCUCUCUUCAGAUCCACCCACCAUUCCAGCUAUUCGUAGUACUUUGGUGAUGUGUUUCCUGUAUCCCUCCUUGUUGUUCACCACAUCAUCACGUCAAAAAGACAUGGUGAUAUUCUCUUGUACCAAAAAAAAAGGAAUAAAACUCCACCUAUCUGCUUCCUUUGGUGUCUGAAAUCAAGCGUUCAUGCUGCCCCCACCCUCAAGCAAAGGUGUAUUCUGUUGUUUGUGUACUAGAGCUGUUGAGUGUCCAUAGCUUGGUGGGAUAAUAACAAUCAUCGUGUUUCUGUAUGUGGGUUUACAGAAUGUGAAUGGGUAAGCUCUUGUUGUACAUCAUACUGUUGUACUAAAGUUGGUUUAUAUUGGCCUUUUAUUUGUCUGAAGAUAACUCACUGCUACAACUUCUGGGAAUAAAGUGUUUCUAUAUUUCA
Toxotes jaculatrix (banded archerfish) is the source of this 3505-nucleotide messenger RNA. It is a transcript of the gene hycc1, whose product is annotated as family with sequence similarity 126 member A. Bases 191 to 1708 code for a protein of 505 amino acids. The record is from RefSeq and is a predicted model, not a curated record. The transcript is spliced from 11 exons. Gene Ontology annotation, biological process: protein localization to plasma membrane; phosphatidylinositol phosphate biosynthetic process. Lineage: Eukaryota; Metazoa; Chordata; Actinopteri; Toxotidae. Gene Ontology annotation, cellular component: plasma membrane.